Pelodiscus sinensis (Chinese soft-shelled turtle) is the source of this 2785-nucleotide messenger RNA. RefSeq names its product poly(U) binding splicing factor 60 (gene PUF60). The record is from RefSeq and is a predicted model, not a curated record. Gene Ontology annotation, biological process: alternative mRNA splicing, via spliceosome; regulation of alternative mRNA splicing, via spliceosome; mRNA splice site recognition. Gene Ontology annotation, molecular function: RNA binding. Lineage: Eukaryota; Metazoa; Chordata; Testudines; Trionychidae. Gene Ontology annotation, cellular component: catalytic step 2 spliceosome; precatalytic spliceosome.
CCCUCAAUCCUCUCCAAUUUUUCCAGCAGCAGUUACAUCAGUGCCACUUAAUCUCUCUAUGCUUGCUAAAGACUCCCAUUUAUGCAUCCAGAGAUUGCGCAGUCCUUCUUGCCAUGGCAUCACACUCAGAUUCAGCAUGACCCCCACAUUUUAUGUUCCUCCAUUGUUGGAGCUGGACUGGGAGGAAGAAGUAGAAGUAAAAAUCUAAUGUAUUAAAGGGCAUAACAAUUAUAUAAGCAUUUGCAGGUUCCUAUUUUAGUCUUUCAUCUACCACGAGUGUUGAACAGGAAAUAAAUCUGUAUCCCAAGCUCAUGAUAACAGAAAAGUUCCAGUGCUUGAGUUUGGUUAACUUUGGGUUUUAAUUCCCUAUAAGCAAGAUAAGUGGUUUCAGACAGGUGGGUUGAGGUUCCCUCUGUGGGGUAUUAUAUAAAAUGUGUGAUGUCUCUUGAAGAAAUCCUGUACCUUGAGGUUUCUGUUUGUUAAAUUGUGGAUUGUUAGGUGUUGGCAGCAGGGAAUAAGACUCUUGAGGAAAACAUUGGGGUACCAAACGCUAUUCAGAAGGCUUAGAAUGAAAAGGAUAACUAAAUAAGGCCAAGGAAGAUCAAGAGUAACGUACCUCCAGGGAGGGUUGCUCGUAUGUGGAAUGGACUCUAAGACCCUGACAGAAAUUGCAGCCAGCGAGUUAUUCAGAAAGAGCUAUCCAGGUCCUUAAAAACAAAAUGAAAAUGACGACACCUGCCCACAAGACAUUCUGUUCAUUCCACACCGGGCAGUUCUCCUUCAUCAUGUUGGAUAGUGAGUCCCAAGCCUAGUGGCAGGAGAGAGAGUAUGCCAUUCAAUCCUCAUCCCUCCAUUUUGCUAUAGCCAGUCAAAAUAUGUGUGUACGGGAGAGUGCUUAUUUGUGUUCAGCUUCAUUUUGCUCAUUUCCCCAACUCUUAUUUUUGUGGGUUUUUCACUCACGUCUCUCAAAAUGAACUAGAUUUUGUAUUUUUUCUUUUUUUUCUCCCUAAUUUUCCAACACAUGUGCCUGAGCUCCUGGAGUUCAAACCACCGUAAAAGGCUGACCAUCUUGUGGAAGCAGGGUACUGAGUCCAUAAAGUUGGAAAAUGGACAGAGCACAGCAGCUAAGUUAGGACUUCCUCCUCUCACCCCGGAACAGCAGGAAGCACUUCAGAAGGCAAAGAAGUAUGCGAUGGAGCAGAGUAUCAAGAGCGUGCUGGUGAAGCAAACCAUCGCCCACCAGCAACAGCAGCUCACUAACCUUCAGAUGGCAGCAGUGACAAUGGGCUUUGGAGAUCCUCUCUCACCUUUACAAUCGAUGGCAGCUCAGAGGCAACGGGCCCUGGCCAUCAUGUGUCGUGUCUACGUGGGCUCCAUAUACUACGAACUGGGAGAAGACACCAUCCGCCAGGCCUUUGCUCCAUUUGGACCUAUCAAAAGUAUUGACAUGUCCUGGGAUUCUGUUACAAUGAAACACAAGGGCUUUGCUUUCGUGGAAUAUGAGGUGCCUGAAGCUGCGCAGUUGGCCUUGGAGCAGAUGAACUCUGUCAUGCUGGGCGGGAGAAACAUAAAGGUUGGUAGGCCUAGUAAUAUUGGCCAGGCACAGCCAAUCAUAGACCAACUAGCAGAGGAGGCACGAGCUUUCAACCGCAUCUACGUGGCAUCUGUUCACCAGGACCUGUCAGAUGAUGACAUUAAGAGUGUGUUUGAGGCCUUUGGGAAGAUUAAGUCCUGCACACUAGCCAGGGACCCCACAACAGGGAAGCACAAAGGCUAUGGCUUCAUUGAGUAUGAGAAGGCACAGUCAUCGCAAGAUGCUGUCUCAUCAAUGAACCUCUUUGACUUGGGUGGCCAAUAUCUCCGGGUUGGCAAAGCUGUCACUCCCCCAAUGCCUCUCCUAACACCUGCAACACCAGGAGGAUUACCCCCUGCAGCAGCUGUGGCUGCAGCAGCUGCCACAGCAAAGAUAACAGCUCAGGAAGCAGUGGCAGGAGCUGCAGUCCUUGGCACGCUAGCAACACCUGGGCUGGUGUCACCAGCACUGACCCUGGCCCAGCCUCUGGGGGCAUUACCGCAGGCCGUAAUGGCAGCGCAGGCACCUGGAGUCAUUACGGGUGUGACCCCCGCUCGACCGCCUAUCCCAGUCACUAUUCCCCAGGUGGGGGUAGUGAAUCCUAUCCUGGCAAGCCCCCCCACAUUGGGUCUGUUGGAGGCCAAGAAGGAGAAGGAGGAAGAGGAGAUCUUCCAAGAAUCAGAGAGGCCUGAAAUGCUCAGUGAGCAGGAGCACAUGAGCAUAUCGGGCAGCAGUGCCCGUCACAUGGUGAUGCAGAAACUGCUUCGCAAGCAGGAGUCGACUGUGAUGGUGCUACGCAACAUGGUGGAUCCAAAGGACAUUGAUGAUGAUCUGGAGGGAGAAGUGACAGAAGAGUGUGGGAAGUUUGGGGCAGUGAACAGGGUCAUCAUCUACCAGGAGAAGCAGGGCGAAGAGGAGGACGCUGAGAUCAUUGUCAAGAUCUUUGUUGAAUUCUCUAUGGCCUCGGAGACUCACAAAGCCAUUCAGGCCCUGAACGGGCGCUGGUUUGCUGGCCGGAAGGUGAUGGCAGAGGUGUAUGACCAGGAGAGAUUUGAUAAUGGUGACCUGUCAGCAUGAACUCUGCCCGAGAGAGACUUCUACCCUGACUUCUCCGGCCCAUCUGGUUUUUUAGCCGUGUGUAAGGAACGCUCCUGGGUGGGCGCAGCUCUCUACUGUGAUGUACAUGUAGUUUGGAUAAAAGUGCGAAGAAAA